CACAUUGUCUUCUUUGUAUUUCUUUGCAGGAAGUUCAGAAAAAAGUGUCUCUUUUUAGUCUGCAGAUGGAACUAAGCGCGUUAAUUCCUGGUCUAGUGUCUACGUUCAUACUCUUGUCUAAUAGUGAUCACCACGGCCGAAAAUUCCCCAUGGUUUUGUCUUCUAUUGGUGCUCUUGCAACCAGCAUUUGGCUCUGUUUGCUUUCUUAUUUUGCCUUUCCAUUACAGUUUUUGAUUGUAUCUACCUUCAUUGGUGCAUUUUGUGGCAAUUUUACCACAUUUUGGGGAGCUUGCUUUGCCUACAUAGUUGAUCAGUGUAAAGAACACAAACAGAAAACAAUUCGAAUAGCUAUAGUUGACUUUAUACUUGGACUUGUUACGGGACUAACAGGACUGUCAUCUGGCUAUUUUAUUAGAGAACUAGGUUUUAUGUGGUCGUUUUUAAUUAUUGCUGCGGCUCUUACUGUUAACUUGAUCUAUAUUUUAUUUUUUCUCGGUGAUCCAAUGAAAGAGUCUUCAUCUCAGAAGGUCACUAUGUCAUGUAAUGAAGGCCUUAAAAACCUAUUUUACCGAACUUACAGGCUUUUUACAAAUGCUUCUCAUAAGUCUUUGCUCUGCUUGUUAUUUUUUACACUGAUCACUUAUUUUUUUGUAAUAAUUGGCGUUGCCCCAAUUUUUAUCCUUUAUGAAUUGAAUUCACCACUCUGCUGGGAUGAAGUUUUUAUAGGUUAUGGAUCAGCUUUGGGUAGUGUCUCUUUUUUGAGUAGUUUCCUAGGAAUAUGGGGCUUUUCUUAUUGUAUGGAAGAUAUUUAUAUGGCCUUCAUUGGAAUUUUUACCACCAUGGCAGGAAUGGCUAUGACUGCUUUUGCCAGGACAACACCAAUGAUGCUUUUAGUCAGGGUGCCGUUCUUUUUCAAUAUUCUGCCGCUCUCUGUUCUACGGUCCAUGUUGUCCAAAGUGGUUCGCUCUACUGAACAAGGUAUCCUGUUUGCUUGUAUUGCAUUCUUAGAAACUCUUGGUGUAGUCACUGCAGUUUCUACUUUUAAUGGGAUUUAUUCAGCCACUGUUUCUUGGUACCCUGGCUUCACGUUUCUGCUGUCUGCUGGUCUAUUACUAAUUCCAGCAAUCAGUCUAUGUGUUGUCAAGUGCACCUGCUGGAAUGAGGGAAGCUAUGGACUUCUUAUACAGGAAGAAUCCAGUGAAGAUACUUCAGACAGAUGACUAUAAUUUUUUUAAAAAUUAAUGCACACAUACACUGUGACUUCUGAAGAAUAUAAACUAACUCCACAAUCAGCGUUUCAUUAA
This is a messenger RNA of Galeopterus variegatus (Sunda flying lemur), 1304 nucleotides long. RefSeq names its product solute carrier family 46, member 3 (gene SLC46A3). The record is from RefSeq and is a predicted model, not a curated record. Gene Ontology annotation, molecular function: transmembrane transporter activity. Gene Ontology annotation, cellular component: lysosomal membrane. NCBI's taxonomy places the organism in Eukaryota, Metazoa, Chordata, Mammalia, Dermoptera, Cynocephalidae. The transcript has 4 exons. The coding region runs from base 66 to 1220 and encodes 384 amino acids. Gene Ontology annotation, biological process: vacuolar transmembrane transport.